CCGAGGUCCCCAAACAGUUUUCUUGCAUAAAUUGGCCAGAUCCCUUCAUUCGUCAGGCCUACCCUUGGAGUUAUCUGAAACUUAUUAGGCCAUCCAUCCAUCCGUACAAUACACAGCUCAUCUCUUCUACGACAAUCAAUCAAUCAAUCCAUCAUGAGCAGCCAAGUAGCGUAUUCUCCCGCUUCCACGCCCAGUAGUCGAGGUCUAUGGGGCGCCGUGAAGAAACAGGGCAGCAAGGUGGGCGCCCGAGCAUCCAAGUUGGGCCAGCAGACCAAGAUGCGAGCGGAGCUCAUGAUGAUGGAUCAAAAGAUUACCAAACGCAAGCAACGAUUUGGCGUAGAUCUGUACGACACUUUGGCGUUGCACGCACGACAAGACCCCGACUUUAUCAUUGAGAGUCCAUCGCUCGAGCAGAUUCGUGGUCACUUUGUCACGGCGUUCAAAGAUCACAAGGCGCUGCGGCAAAAGCUGGCGUUGCAACAACAAGGAUUGGUUGAGCUGGGAGAACGACGCGAAAUUGCCUUUCCAGCAGUUCCGGGCGAAGGAGAAACAACGCUGGGUGGAAAAGCCAAGAAUGCCGGCAAGGCCGCCAACUUUUUACGAGAAGAAACCAUGUACAAGAGCAAAAUUGCCGCGGUCGAAGCGGACAUGAAACACAACAAGAAGAAAUUCGGUGUCGAAGUGUACCUGUUGUUGGUGCAUCUGGAAGACAGUCAAAAGUGGUUGUCGCCCGAUCGAGAUGUCCGAUUUCUCUACGAUGCGGCACGACGAGAUGUCACGCGUCUGCUCAUGGAAAAACAACAAAAAGAAACCGACUUGAGAGCUCUCUCUGGAAAGUCUGUUAUUUGAUUUGAUUUUCAACAAACAAACCAACUCUUACUACGAUUUUGAAACACACCGUGGGUUGCUUGCUCCUUUGGAAGGAGCAGCGUAACUCAGCUGCUGGUUGGUUGGUUGGUUGGCAAUUCAUCCUUGUUGUUUAUACUUUAGAUUCUGCAUUGCAUGCAUGUGCCUUGUUCAUAAGCUAAAAUGAAAAAUGAUAGCUUCGUAUUCGCAGUUUUCCGCAUCUCAUCA
This is a messenger RNA of Seminavis robusta, 1074 nucleotides long. Lineage: Eukaryota; Bacillariophyta; Bacillariophyceae; Naviculales; Naviculaceae. The record is from the annotation of a GenBank genome assembly.